Messenger RNA from Mya arenaria, 2871 nucleotides. RefSeq lists its product as uncharacterized. The transcript has 19 exons. Lineage: Eukaryota; Metazoa; Mollusca; Bivalvia; Myida; Myidae. Bases 56 to 2611 code for a protein of 851 amino acids. The record is from RefSeq and is a predicted model, not a curated record.
CAAGUAAGUUGUAAACAGUGACUAUAAAAUAUAUCACGCAUUGUUACAUUCAAAUAUGGAUUCUAUAUUAUUUCCACUGAAGUUAUAUUUCCUUCUGGUUAUAGCUGUUUAUGCACAGGGAACUAGGAAUGUCGCCAUCGGUAAAACAGCUUCACAGAGUAGCAACUACCGAAAAAACAAAUGGCUCGCUCCAACAGCGAUUGAUGGUAUUGUCGGGAACAACUCUUGGUUUAGCGGUACGUGUUUUCACACGACUAAAGAGUACCAACCGUGGUGGAGGGUGGAUCUACAAUUAGACUACUACAUCACAAGUGUCGUUAUACAUAACCGACUAGACUGUUGUACAAACCGUGCAGGGAACAUUAAACUUACAAUCGGUAAAAGUUUGAACUCUAUGAAGCAAGCAGGUUACCUAGAUGGUAGGUUGACCACUCAUACGUUCACCCUUGACCCACCAUUGGUAGGACGUUUCUUGCAAUUGCAAUUGAUUGGUAUAGAGAGAUACUUUCAUCUGUGUGAGGUAGAAGUCAUCGCAUAUCCUUCAGGAACGAGUAAUGUCGCCCUUGGUAAAACAGCUUCACAGAGCAGCAACUACGGAAACUCCUAUUGGCUCGCUUCAACAGCGGUUGAUGGUAAUGUCGGGAACAACAAAAUUUCUAGCGAUUCGUGUUUUCACACGACUAAAGAGUACCAGCCGUGGUGGAUGGUGGACCUACAUCAAGACUACUACAUCACUAGUGUCGUUAUUCAUAACCGACUGGACAACUGUGAUGGACGGGCAAGGAACAUAAAGCUUACAAUUGGUAAACGUUUGGACUCAAUGUACCAGGUGGGAUAUCAAGACGGCCUGUUGACCACUCGUACGUUCACCGUUGACCCACCCUUGGUAGGACGUUACGUGCAAUUGCAGCUGAUUGGUGUAAUGGAGUUUUUUCAUCUAUGUGAGGUUGAGGUCAUGGCAUUUCCUUUAGACAUAGCACAAAUUGAAUUUCAAAGGAUAUCGGACAAUCAACAAUACACCCCACAAUCAGUCACUGAGAUACUUGUUGACCAUCUUAGUAAUGAUACAUUCCGGAUUAUGUGUACGUUGAACAACAUGACUAAUAUGAAAACUUUUGGUUUCUUAGUCAUGUGGCAGGGUGCUUAUUCCUUGAUUGGCGAAAUGCACAAUGUUGAGCCAUCAAUAACAGAAAUAUACAAGAAACCUGGUUCGUAUUCAAAUGGUUCUAGCUGGACCGCUGUCGGUCGCUUUGACAAUGAGACAAGAAAUGGUCGUUACUCAGCACUUGGUGUGUCUAGGCCGCUGUCCUCAAUGACUUGUUCAGAUGCGGGGGUGUAUUCCUGUGAUGUUGGGUACAUAAAUUCUUCCUCUAUAAUGGUAUUUCACACAGGAACUAUAAGGAAGGAACUUAAGGUACAAGUAACCCAUUCAAAAAUCACAAAACGAAUCUUUGAUGUAAGCAACGAUGAAGAUGGGAUAAGUUCUGAAUUAACAAACUCAACUCCAAUUGUUCAUGUGGGUCAGAAAUUGAGGCUGCAAUGCACGGCCAACACUGGAUCUUUCAACACAUCGGUGCAAAUUGUUUGGAUGAAAAGAAGUCUUGCGAACGGUGGCCAUCUUUCCCCUUUUUUCUCGGAUAAACACAUAAUCGGAGAACCAAAGGCUUUUGGCAUAUGUGAGUUUGAAAAGACUGACUCGAUAAUAUACGAAGUUAGUCAAGAAGACGCUGAAAGAACUCCAAAAAACGGUCUGCAUUUUCAGUGCUACGUUCAUAUUAAGUCGAUAGGCUGGAAAACACCUGAAAAACAAAGACAAAAUUUCAGAUUUGUUGUCCAGUUUCCUGUUAAUACGACAGUAAUAUCGGGAAUUAUUGGAGGUGUUUGUGCUUUGGUUAUUCUCGGAGCCGCCGGGAUUCUCCUGAAGAGAAAGAUCUCCAAUGGCUACUGUCAUAAAGCUGAUGAGAAGUCUGACGAAACCAGUCGUAAUCCGGAUGCACCAGUUGACACCGUCCCAUCCGCAAGAGACUCGGAAAUAUACACAGAAAUAGAGUUUCCUGUUAAUAGGACAGUUAUAUCGGGAAUUCUUGGAGGUGUUUGUUCUUUGGUUUUUCUUGGAGCCGUCGGGAAUCUCCUGAAGAGAAAGAUCUCCAAUGGCUGCUGUCCUAAAGUUGAUGAGAAGUCUGACGAAACCAGUCGUAACCCGGAUGCACCAGUUGACACCGUCCCAUCCGCAAGAGACUCGGAAAUAUACACAGAAAUAGAGUUUCCUGUUAAUAGGACAGUUAAAUCGGGAAUUCUUGGAGGUGUCUGUUCUUUGGUUUUUCUUGGAGCCGUCGGGAAUCUCCUGAAGAGGAAGAUCUCCAAUGGCUGCUGUCCUAAAGCUGAUGAGAAGUCUGACGAAACUAGUCGUAACCCGGAUGCACCAGUUGACACCGUCCCGUCCGCAAGAGACUUGGAAAUAUACACAGAAAUAGAAGAAACCUCCGACAGUCAAGCAAACCGCACAAGUGAAUCGAGUUUCACCGUUCAGACAACGGAACCAUCACAAUACGAAGAAUUAAGCGCGAGAAGAUCAAAAACAUACACAGAAAUAGGAAAUGGAAUGCAAUGAUGAUCUUUAUAGUCCGAUGUGCGAAAACAUUCGCAAAUAAAGACUAUAAAAAGCUGCAUCAGUUUCUUGUUAAUGUUAUUUACCACACGUGAGACAAUCACAUGUUUAAAUUAAACAUUGAAAAGUAUGACCACAUACCAACUGGUCGACACAAUUUCUUACAUUAAUUGCAAAUGUGGUUUCAGAAUGUUUUUGUCGUAAUACAUCUUCAUGUAAUCAGUAAUGUCCCGGGUCAAGGAAAAUAUUUACUACUCUAUAAU